UCCGCGAGCGCGGCUCAGACUCGCCUGGAGCGCGGCAGGCAGGCGGGCAGGCGCGCGGCUCCGCUCCACGCCGUCCCUGCUCUGUUCAUUCAUGAUUGGUACUCGGCCCCCCGAGACCCAGCCCGAGCGCCGGGAGGGGAGCGGAGCGUGCGGCAGGAGGGGCGGGCGAGCGCGGCUCCCGCACCGCACGCGGCGCCGGCUCGGGAGCUUCGGCCGCGCGGGAGCGCCGGCCGGGUGUCCAGCGCCAGACAGGCUUCGUCGUCCUCCACCCUCGGCGAGGGGAGCGGCCGGGCUCGGGUCCGGAGGCUCGCGAGGAGCCGCUGGCCCUGUGAGUCAGUGCCUGUGCGGGGCUGAAGAAGGAAAGGAGAGGCUCCCAGCGCCCCAGCCCCACACUCGCUGAAUACCAAGCUGCAGCGAGCUGCCGGGUGCUUUUUUUUUUUUUUAAUCUCCUCCGAUUCGGAGUAGAAGAUCCACACUGCUUUCCUUCCAGGGGAGGGGAGGGGCAGGGCCCGAGGUCCCAAGUCGCACACAAGUCUUCGCUGCCAUGGGGGCCGUCAUGGGCACCUUCUCCUCUCUGCAAACCAAACAAAGACGACCCUCGAAAGAUAAGAUUGAAGAUGAGCUGGAGAUGACCAUGGUUUGCCAUCGGCCUGAGGGGCUGGAGCAGCUGGAGGCACAGACUAACUUCACCAAGAGGGAGCUGCAAGUCCUUUACCGAGGUUUCAAAAAUGAGUGCCCCAGCGGUGUGGUCAAUGAAGAGACGUUCAAGCAGAUCUAUGCUCAGUUUUUCCCUCAUGGAGAUGCCAGCAUGUAUGCCCAUUACCUCUUCCAUGCCUUCGACACCACGCAGACAGGCUCCGUGAAGUUUGAGGACUUUGUAACCGCUCUGUCAAUUUUACUGAGAGGAACCGUCCAUGAGAAACUAAGAUGGACUUUUAAUUUGUAUGACAUCAAUAAAGAUGGAUACAUAAACAAAGAGGAGAUGAUGGACAUUGUCAAAGCCAUCUAUGACAUGAUGGGGAAAUACACAUAUCCUGUGCUUAAAGAAGACACUCCAAGGCAGCACGUGGACAUCUUCUUCCAGAAAAUGGACAAAAAUAAAGAUGGCAUCGUGACUUUAGAUGAAUUUCUUGAAUCCUGUCAGGAGGAUGACAACAUCAUGAGGUCCCUCCAGCUGUUCCAAAAUGUCAUGUAACUGUGAACGCAGCCAUCUGGCUCUCAGAGACGUACUAAACAGCCAACUGAGCACCUUGAUUGGUCCUCCUGCUGAUUUUACACACUAACUCUUGGGACGGAAACACCUUUUACACUUUGGAAGAAUUCUCUAUGUAGACACGCUAUGGAACCCAGGACCAUGUGGCUCAGUCUCUGAUUGCCAGCUCUUCCUCCUCCCUCUUCUCGAGAGAGACAAGAUGAAGUCGGGUUUCUUUUGGAAGCAUGCUCAUCUCUUCACACUGCUGCCCUGUGGAAGGUCCCUCUGCUUGAGCUUAAACAGUAGUGCACACUUUUCUGCUUGCGUGUCCCAGGCCACUGCCUCCAAGUCCAGCAGACCUUGAUGUAUCUGGAAGCAAGAUGACCUGAGCCAAACACGCACCAUCCUCUGGCCUCCCAAACCAAUGUGCCUGUUUCCCUUUCUUUGGUGGGAAGAAUGAGUGUUAUACAGCACAGUCAGAAUCUACCAUAACUAGAUCGGGAGAGCCAGCACCUAACAUAUGUAGGAUAGGACUGAACUAUUAAGCACGGCAUUCUCUGAUGACCCAAACUGCCCAUGUGCUCCGUUUCCAGAGACAAGGACAGUAGUGCCCUCUCAUGCUAGCAUCCGCGCUACUGGCGCAGGAAGGGAGCCUGUGCCCAGUGACCCAUGCCCCACUCCAUCUCCUGCCUGAGUCCAGCACUGCAUGACCCCCCCCAGAAAGCCCAGGAUGCCUGCAAAUCGCUGUGAUUUUAUACCAUCUUCUAAUCAAUAAACAGAACUAUUUCUUACACUCU
This is a messenger RNA of Capra hircus (goat), 1989 nucleotides long. RefSeq names its product potassium voltage-gated channel interacting protein 1 (gene KCNIP1). Gene Ontology annotation, cellular component: voltage-gated potassium channel complex. NCBI's taxonomy places the organism in Eukaryota, Metazoa, Chordata, Mammalia, Artiodactyla, Bovidae. Gene Ontology annotation, molecular function: potassium channel regulator activity; transmembrane transporter binding; calcium ion binding. Gene Ontology annotation, biological process: regulation of potassium ion transmembrane transport. The coding region runs from base 545 to 1195 and encodes 216 amino acids. The record is from RefSeq and is a predicted model, not a curated record. The transcript has 8 exons.